GCAAAAAAAACUAAAACGCACCCGAAUACAAAGUUCCUCCCCAUUUUCAAUGGUUGGAACGAAUAUUUUCUGCAGCAAUAAAAGCUGUGAAGCUUCAUAAGUUUUGAUGCUAGAUCUGCCUUUCAGUAGUUUGAGAGAAAUGUGGAAAAUUCGUGAAAUACAAGACCGAGUUACGAAUAUUGUGUACAACUAUACUGAAACUGAAGCACUUGUGCGGGAAGCUACAAAUGAGGAUCCAUGGGGACCUACAGGGCCACAAAUGAAAGAGCUCUCAAAACUAACGUACACAUAUGAGUUUUAUCAGGAAGUAAUGCAGAUGCUCUGGAAACGCUUGCUCGUUGAUCCUCAUAAAAGUUGGAGACGCGUUUACAAAAGCCUGCUUCUGCUGAGCUACCUCUUGAGAAAUGGCUCGGAACGCGUUGUAACAAGUACAAGAGAACAUUCGUAUGAUUUGAAAGGACUAAAGAAUUAUUCUUUCAUCGACGAAAUGGGGAAAGACCAAGGUGUGAAUGUUCGACAGAAGGUGAAGGAAUUAAUUGAAUUUGCUCACGACGACGACAGACUUCGAGAUGAGCGACGUAAAACUCGAAAAACAAAGGAUAAAUUUAAUUCUAUUUCGAGCGAAAGUGAGGGAAGGGAUUUUUCGAUUAGCUCUUUCCGCGAACGAGAUCCUUCUCCGGGCUUCAAGAAGGAAUCUAACUACAGAAGUGGUGGAUUUAGAGAUAAUAGCCCUUCGCCUUUACCAGAUGAACGCGAAACUGAAAAGAAACCCAACUAUUCGAACGGGUCGUCGUCUGCUCUUGGAAGUAACGGAACCACUCGUCUUACUUUGCCUAAAAGCACAAUCGCUUCGUCAAAGAAAAAAGAAGCCGAUCUUAUUGGUCUUGACUCAUCACAACCUAAGUCCGAUUUUGGCAACUUGACAUCGCAGAAAACAGAGGCUGAUGAGUUCGGAGGCUUCAUUGAUGCACCAACAUCCACUAGCAGUAUAAAUAGACCGCCCCUAGUCAGUAGUCAAAGUUUAAUUGAGUUCAAUGCAUUCGGAAAUGAGAACGCACCAUUUUCCCAUGUUAAUACCUCUCAAAGUCCAAACUCACAGCUGAAUUUUGCAGAAUUUCAAGCAGCUAAUAGUACAGAACCCACGGAGAAAGCAAAUAGCGAGGAAUUUUCUCUGUUUGCUACAGCUCCCAUCGUUCAGAAUGCCCCAAGUCCAAAUGUGCAAGUUUUAAGCGCACCGGCUUCGGCACCGAUAAUGCAAAACGAACCUCCAUUUGAUCCCUUUCAGUCGGUUAAUGCUCCACGGGCAGCUAUGAAUCAAAAUGUAAUGCCCAGUCAAACAAUACAACCUGUCAACUUGUUUUCAAGCGCACAAACACCGCAGCUUUCGGCCCCACCGGCUUCAAGUUCGAAUUUUGACAUGCCUUCUCAGCCAAUUCCGUUUCAGCAACCAGCACCUUUAAAUGCUCAGCCCUUGAUGCCCCAGCAGACAAACCAACAAGCCCAGACUAGUAAUGGCACGCAAAAUCAAAAUGCUCAAAGCAGUCCAGCCGUCCAACAAAGGGGUCAAACAUCAAACAUUGGCUCAACCUGGUCGGGAACGAAAGUCGACAUUGAUCUGUCAAGUUUAAAUAUGAGUCCCUCGAAAUCAAAUAAAACCCAAGGUCCCAGUUUGAACUCACUGAAGGCGUCAAACAACAAUUCAAGCGGCCAGAUCGAUAUGAACUUCUUUGGAUCUCAGUCAACGCAAAAUCAUCCUGCGAGUCAGUUCCAGAACUCGCCAAUUGCUCAGCAGCAGCCAUUCAAUGUGUUCCAAAACUAAGAACUAUCUGUAUUAAGGACUGGAUUUAAGCCCAAUUUGCCAAAUUUGCGGCAGCUUGAACUCGUAAAAAAUAAUCAAACUGUAAAAUACAUAUCGAUUGGGUUUAUACACGAUUUGAGUUUUUAUGGGUCACCACUGAAGAUUUACUGUUUGUUUUAUUUCCUGAGUAGCUUGGCUGUACUGGAUGUUAUGGAAAAUGUGAAGACGUACAUUAAAAUAAAUGAUUCUGAUUGUUUGACCAUUGAUCAUUUUACCAAAAGUAAUCAGGUAUGGACUGAGCCUCGGUGUGAUUUCCUUACAUAUCAAUGAUUAAUCUUAUCGCUUUGAUUGUUGCCAUCCUAUAUAUAUACUGUUUGUCGUGAUGCACUCUUUAAUUGUGUUUACUCAUUCAACCAUUCUUGGUUCGAUCAUUCUUUUUGAGUACAGGUUCGAUUAUGAAUAUUCAUUUUGUCCCCAAAAUUCCCCCAAUUUUGGGGACAGUGUGCGCUUAAUUUCAUCUCUGUAGUUUAAUUGUAUCCCUUACCUAUUCGAACAAUCUUUAAUUUUAUAUUUCCUGCACCAUAAAUCACGUUUUCUGAUUUCGCAAACCAAUAGUAGUUUGUCCUCGCCCUGUGCUUGAACUGUUUCUCCGUUCACUCUAGAAAUUGAGAAUUUUCGAUUAAUACUGAUUUUUUAAUCUGCCCAGUGAAGAGGCUUCAAGAAUGCCAAGAACUUGUGAACUGGAAACUUCCGAUGAGUUAAAAAAUAAAACCAUUGUAAAUAAGUGAAGAAAAUGUAAUUGAUCAAUGAAUUUAUAUACUACGUAG
Molecule: messenger RNA, 2625 nt
Organism: Symsagittifera roscoffensis
Lineage: Eukaryota; Metazoa; Xenacoelomorpha; Acoela; Convolutidae
Product: clathrin interactor 1-like
Exons: 1
Coding region: 107-1819 (570 amino acids)
Biological process (GO): endocytosis
Cellular component (GO): endosome; clathrin vesicle coat; plasma membrane
Molecular function (GO): clathrin binding; phospholipid binding
Source: RefSeq, a predicted model, not a curated record